Mobula hypostoma (lesser devil ray) is the source of this 1058-nucleotide messenger RNA. RefSeq names its product calcyphosine-like b (gene capslb). Gene Ontology annotation, molecular function: calcium ion binding. The transcript is spliced from 6 exons. Bases 274 to 900 code for a protein of 208 amino acids. The record is from RefSeq and is a predicted model, not a curated record. NCBI's taxonomy places the organism in Eukaryota, Metazoa, Chordata, Chondrichthyes, Myliobatiformes, Myliobatidae.
CUCGGCAAGGCCCCGCCGUCGCUCGGUUGACCGUUUCCAUAGCAGCGAAGUCGCGCCGUCAAUCCGAAGGCGGGGUUCACAGUAGUGAUUGAUGGUUUAGUGUACCAAUCAUAAUAGGAGACCAUUGAUGGACAGCGGACGUUGGCCAAUAAGCGUAUAGUUGUGGGCGAGUCCAAAUUUAGUGGUCCGAGCACCCAACUCGAAGACGAAGGAACGGAGCAGCACACCAGAGAGAGUCCUGGGACGAAUUGACUGCGGAUACGCUGUGCGAAGAUGGCGGGAACUGCCAGACAUGACCGUGAAAUGGCGAUGAACGCCAAGAAGAAGUUGCAGCAGUGCACGGACCCAAUUGAAAAGUUACGUCUACAGUGCCUAUCCCGGGGUUCUGCCGGAAUCAAAGGGCUGGGCAGGGUGUUCCGCACCAUGGACGAUGACAGAAACCGGACCCUCGACUUUAAGGAGUUUGCGAAGGGUCUGAAUGAUUAUGGUGUCCUGUUGGAGAAGGAGGACAUAGAGGCUGCCUUCAAGCACUUUGAUAAGGAUGCAAGUGGAACAAUUGACUAUGACGAGUUCCUCACGACAUUACGGCCGCCCAUGUCCAGCGCAAGAAAGGAGGUCAUCACACAGGCCUUCCGUAAGCUGGACAAGACAGGAGAUGGUGUGAUCACCGUCGAGGAUCUGCGAGGGGUGUACAAUUGCAAACAUCACCCCAAGUAUCAGAAUGGGGAAAUGACAGAGGAGCAGGUCUUCCGCACAUUUCUCGACAACUUUGACUCGCCCUACGAUAAGGAUGGAAUUGUGACAAUGGAGGAGUUUCUAAAUUACUAUGCGGGGGUCAGUGCUUCCAUCGACACGGACGUCUAUUUCAUCAUCAUGAUGCAAAAUGCCUGGAAACUUUAACAGGCAUCCUUGUGCCUGGGGGUCACCCAAUUUGAAUUUAUUAAUUAUUAUUCGGGAGUGAGUGCCUCUAUUGACAAUGAUGCCUACUUUAUCCUAAUGAUGAAGUCCUGCUGGCGGAUGUGAUCAACGACGACAUUAUCAUUUGGGGAAGUGCAGAC